Messenger RNA from Cynoglossus semilaevis (tongue sole), 3795 nucleotides. RefSeq names its product fibroblast growth factor receptor substrate 2. Gene Ontology annotation, cellular component: cytoplasm; cell-cell junction. The record is from RefSeq and is a predicted model, not a curated record. Lineage: Eukaryota; Metazoa; Chordata; Actinopteri; Pleuronectiformes; Cynoglossidae. Gene Ontology annotation, molecular function: transmembrane receptor protein tyrosine kinase adaptor activity; fibroblast growth factor receptor binding. Gene Ontology annotation, biological process: fibroblast growth factor receptor signaling pathway. The transcript is spliced from 8 exons.
UGCUGCCUCCUGUGGUCUGAAAUCUGAACAAACAAUUUCACGUUCACAGUCUUACAAUUUGGUUCGUGCCGUGUUGAUCCUCACUGAUUUAAAACCAUUGCUUCUUGUGUGUGUUGUAUGGAACAAUGUGUGCGUUUUACUGCCUGCUGGAAUUCGUGAUUUUUUUUAUAUUUUUUUCCCAAAUUGUUAACGUAAUUGUUAGAUCAGAACCUAAAUCAACGUUUUUCUUUACGGGGUUUGGGAUGGGAAAUUGGGACAGAGAGUGUUUACUCUGCUGCGUGCCCCUGUCCUCCCCCCUUCCCUUUCUCCCUCUCCCUCUCCCUCUCUCUUUCUCGCUCCCUUGCGCUUUCAACGCGUGCGCAGACCACCUCGGUUUCACCACAUUGAAAGUGUCGGAAGUUUAGCUUCGAUCAUUAGCCUCUCGGGCUAACAGAACAGCAGCGCUUCAAAGUUAUUUUUUCCCCACAAACAAACGCGAUUGGACGGAACCGAGAGUCCUACAGUGAAGGUCGGUGUAUGAGGACGGACAUGAUUCGCGGCCCGAGUUCCGAUCGCUUCUGUAAAGCCCGUUAAAGAGAUCCGUGAGAAGUUGUGAUUGUUUUUUUUGGCGGAAAGAUGGAGGAUCUGCGGGUGUAGCUGCUGACGGCGACCCGGACAAAGAACAGUUGCCGCAGAACCGAACCCGAGUUCAGGCGAGGUUGAACGCACAGGGCAGAACCGAACUAUACAGACCUGUUGACGUUGCUGUGAACAUUGACGUUGAUGUUGACGUUGAUGUUGACUGAGGAUUUGCAGCAUGAGCUUCUGUCCGGUUCUGAGGAUGGAACCAGAACCACUGAAGCUAGGAACUAGAUGUCAGGUGGUGCAGUGAGGAAUCAUGGGUAGCUGUUUAAGCUGUCCAGACAAAGAGUCCAUUCCAGAAAAUCAUCAGAGUAAAUUCAAGGUGGUUAAUGUCGACGAUGAUGGGAACGAGUUGGGCUCUGGUGUGAUGGAACUCACCGACUCUGAGCUGGUUCUUCACACUCAUCGCCGUGACGACGUCAGGUGGCCAUACCUGUGUCUGCGUCGCUAUGGUUAUGACUCAAACCUGUUUUCAUUUGAGAGUGGACGGCGGUGUCAGACUGGACAAGGGAUCUUUGCCUUCAAAUGCUCCCGUGCGGAGGAAAUCUUCAACAUGCUGCAGGAAGUGAUGCACAGUCACAGCAUCAGUGUGGUGGAGGAGGCAGUGAUGGAGCCCAGCCAGCAGGGGGCACAGACUUCUGCAGCUCAGGGUUACUCUGUUCCAACAGUUCCUAAUGGUGACACUCGGAUUCCGUCAGUGAGUGAACCCCCGUCUCAUCCAUCGACUCGUCACCCAUCGGUUGGCAGCACCCGUCUGCCGUCAAUGGGGGAGGAAUCGACGCACCCCUUGCUCGUUACUGAGGAAACGGUCCACACUUAUGUCAACACCACGGGUCUUCUCGAGGACCAGAGCAGUCCCCUGACUGUCACAACCCCUCUGGAAAGCCCCACCUCCGCACAGUCACUGGCUCCACCGACACCCUCUCCACCCCCCAGGCAUCGGGGUGAGCCGCCAGCCCCGCCGCCUCUGCCAGAGGCACAGGUCUUGAUGGAGCCUCAAGGUGUUCGUUUUGUGCUCGGACCCACCCCGGUCCAAAGGCAACUGAUGGAGAAACGCCAGCGAGAGCAGAAGGACACAGAGCCAGCAGAGACUAACGGCCAUGCCGAGGCCAAACCUGAAUCCGCUCCCCUGCACUCCAACAGCUCAGCUCCUCGUCGACAUCGUCCUCCCCCUCUCACACCCGACCUGCAGAAUGUUAACAACUCAGCUCAGCGGCGCACUGCCCUGCUGGACUAUGAAAACUUGCCAGCGUUGCCACCGGUGUGGGAGACCAGGAAGCCUAGCAGCGAAGAGGAAGAGCUAAAAACCUCGUCCCUCAACGGCUAAAACCACCACGGAACGCUCCAUCAGUACUGACACCAACAGUUGUGUACUGACCACACGCACNNGUUGUCUGCUGCCCUUGAACCAUCGCACAACUAUGUCAACACCGAGAACGUGACAGCACCUCUCAGUGCCCACCGGCCUGACACGGCUCGCCGUCGUACUGAUGCUCCCACAAUCUUCAACUUUGACUUCCGCCGGCCGCCACUGCUGGGACAACCUGAUGUGCCCAAAAUGCUUAACUACAUAGAGGUAGAGACAGAUGGCAGCACUGUGGCCGCAAAUAAAGGUACCUCAGACGGCAGCAACCCACACACACCCCGCACUCCCACCUCUCCAUUGCCCCCCACUACACCCACCCGCCGCACAGAGCAGUACGCCCUCAUUGACAUUGAGCGCACCGCUGCCAUGUCCAAUCUGCAGAGGGCACGGCCGCGGGAUGAUGGUACGUCACGAAAGACCCGACACAACAGCACCGAGUUGCCCAACAAGAGCGCAGCGUGACACUUCUUGUUCAGCUGUUAGAAAGCCACCGCCCCAACAGACCACAUGACUGUGAUCACAUGACCUUCUAUAGGGUCAGCUGACCUGUAGACAGCAGUGGUCAGAGCGCGGUGGCUGCGGCAGCCAUCUUUGUAGACGGUACAGAUCAGUAUUACUGAACAAAACAUUCCAGUUAGCUUCUCUAGCACAUGCUGCUGUCAGUCACAUGGUACACCAAUGUCAAGGUAAAUGUUUUUAUUUGUAUCUGCAGAGGACACGCCUCCUGCUCUGCCUCCUACACAAUGAUGUCACACUUUUAUAAACAAUCAAAACGACGCUUUUCAUAAUAAAUUUUCAUCCUUUGUAUUUUUUGCACAAAAACCGUUUGUUCCAACAUUUCUUUUUCUGGAACAUGAUCAAACGCAGUCAUCAAUCGGUUCACCUGUGAGUGUUGGCAUGUGUUGUGUUGUCACAGCUCAAAACAGAAAAUGUUAUUAUCUCCAUCGGUACCACAACUAAAUGGUUUGUUCUGGACACAGGCAGCUACUUUCUGUUUGCAGUUUUCAACCACACAUGCUCAGAACAAUAUGGGUUUUAGGUACUGAUCAGUCAGCUUGGAGUUAAGAGUGUGAUCCAGGUUUGAAGUUUAAUUUGUGGGAAUGUCCGAUAAUAUCGGCUGACUGAUAUUACUGGCCCGAUAUUAGCAUAGUUAUAUAAAUAUCUGUAAGAAUUGUCAUCGGUUUUACCUCCUAUUAUGAAAAGUGCCAAAGGAUGUGACCUAAAAAUAGUUUGGGUAAAAAACAGCUGUAUAUGAAAGUGUCACUAGAUGGCAGCAUUGCAGCUUUAUUAAUAAAAUAAAUAUUAGCAGGUCUAUAUUGGUAUCAGUUGAUAUUGGAAUUGUAAAUUAAAUGCUGGACAAUAUCAGCAUAUUGGGUAUUGGGAAAAAAGUUAAUAUUGGACAUCCCUACUGUUAAAUUUUCAUCGGGACCAGACGGUGUCUGCAGUGGUGAUUGGAACUGUACUAAUGCACCCGUACAUGCACUUUCCACUUUUUGGGCAACUAUUACCAUUUAAUUCAAACAUGACCUACUUCUAUUAAAUCUAUUGAUAUCGAAUUACAGACGUAAACAGAAUAAUGUGAACGUGAGAACAUAAUGCUGGUGUCACAGCCUCAGAUCUGACUGGUCAUGUCGUUGUUUCCAACUAUAACUGUUUGUGUAACACGGUAAAUCUCUGAUCAUAGAAACCACAUUGCGAGGUGUGACACACGAACGCUCAAUUUUCUGUCAAUACGAAUGUCCGUAUGAAUUUUAGACAGCCCCUUCCAAUCCUGCAUUGGCUAACAAAUAAAAAUAUAGUGAAAUGAA